GAUUCCUUUGUUUAAUUUUAUUUUUUAUGACUCUUUUUUUGUUUCACAUUGCAACAUAAAAACUUUAAGAUGUCUGAUAAUUUAAAAACCCUUAUUAAAAAACGUAGUUCAAUAAAGCCUAAAUUAACAAUAUUUAAUAAUUAUUUAAUGUUAAUAAAAAGCAGUCCCGAAUUAUCAGAGUUACAACGUCUUGACCUCAUGGAACGUUUUCGUAAAUUUGAAAAUUUAUAUAAUGAAUUUGAUGACCUGCAGAAUACGAUUGAACUACUUUCCGAGGAUGCCGAGUCUACGUUUACUGAGCGUGAGGACUUCGACCGUCAGUAUUUCAAUCUGGUGGCACUCACGCGCAGCCUGCUCGGUGCUUCGUCCAACGGUACUGGAUCUGAGGCGGGCUUCAAAGAUGCUGACUCAGAUAAAACUACUCAAAUACCAAAAAAAUCUAAUAAUAAUUUUAAUAAAUGUCCGCUUUGCUCCCAAGCACAUGCUUUAUACAAAUGUGAUUCAUUUCGAAGUUUAUCUAUUGAAAGUCGCAUACAAAAGGCAAAUGAUUAUAAUGUUUGUCUUAAUUGCUUACGGUUAGGCCAUUCUGCUAAGCAAUGCAAACUAUCACAUUGCAAAUAUUGUAAAAUAAAACAUAAUACGCUUUUGCAUUUAAAUUCGAAUGACUUCAAAACUGUCAAUUCAUUGCUUUCUUCUUUGCACCUUGCUACGUCAAAUGUUGCACUUCCGGCCAAUUGCUUGCAGCUUGCUACUUCUGCGCAUGUAUUACUGUCCACAGCUCUGGUGAACGUGAUCGGCGCGUCGGGUAAAAAGUACACUGCACGUCUACUGCUGGACAACGGUAGCACGGCCAACUUUGUUACGCAGACAUUCUUCGAGAAACUGGGUUUGUUACGACGCGGUACUGGCACCAGGGUAACAGGUAUUAAUAAUCGUAUUUCUACUAGUACACAGUCUUGUCAACUCCUAAUAGAGUCUUUAUGCUGUGCCUAUACUGUAGAUAUAGAGUGUCAUAUCUUGCCUGAAAUUUCAAAAGUGUUACCGUCGUCUUUCGUACACAUCAACCACGUCUCUAUUCCUUCAGGUCGUCAGGUCAAGGUCAGGUUCCGUCGGCCGUAGAUAUCCUGGUAGGGGCUGAAGUGUUCUGGGAGGUAUUAAGUAAAAAUUAUAUAGAUUUAGGGAAAAACUUACCUAAAUUACACGAAACUAGAUUCGGAUGGCUAGUAUCAGGUAGUAUUCCCCACCAAUCUAAACAAAAAUCUAUUUUUAAUCAUUUUUGCCAUCACACUAAUGUCACUCCCGACCUUACUCAAUUCUGGGAGCUUGACAACGUUUCUUCAAAACAUUCAUAUUCUCUAGAAGAAAGAGCAUGUGAGCAAAUUUUUAAGCAAACCACUGUUCGUAACAAUGAUGGUGGAUUUGUAGUCACCAUGCCUUUAAAGGGUGACCCUAGUAAUUUAGGUCAAUCUUAUUUACAUGCUAAAAAUAGGUUUUUAUCCCUUGAAAGGCGAUUUAGGCGUGACCCUAUUUUUAAAAGGCAUUAUAUUGAAUUUAUGCGAGAAUAUGAAAACUUAGGUCAUAUGACUUUAGACUCGCACUCUACUUCAGUACCUGAAAUCUCUAAAUUUCAAUAUUUUAUUCCCCAUCAUGGAGUUGUUCGAGAUUCUAGUACCACGACAAAACUACGCCUAGUAUUCGACGCAUCAGCCUCUACCAGUUCGGGCGUGUCUCUUAACGACAUACAGAUGGUCGGACCAGUAGUUCAAGACGACCUGUUUUCAAUUUUAACACGUUUUCGUCAGCAUAGGUACGUGGUUUCAGGUGACGUUGAAAAGAUGUAUAGGGCGAUUGAAUUAAAUCCAGUUCAACGACCUCUUCAAAAAAUUAUUUUUCGUUUUAAUUCUUCAGAACCUCUAAAGACCUACACAUUAAAUACGGUCACUUAUGGUACUGCCUCUGCCCCCUAUUUAGCUACAAAGUGUCUCACAAGUCUAGCUGAUAACCUUGACGACUAUCGUGUUCAAAGCGCUAUUCGUCGUGAUUUUUACGUAGACGACUAUUUGAGUGGAGGGAAUACCAUAAGCGAAACUAUCGAAAUUUCAAAAAAGGUACAUUCGGUUCUAUCAUCAGCUAAAUUUAAUUUACGUAAAUGGAGAUCAAAUAAUCCAGAAAUUCUUAGACAUGUUACUAAUAGUAAAAUCGAAUCACAAAAUACUCUACAUUUCUUUGAUCAAGAUCCGAAUUCUUGUCAGGCUAAAACUCUAGGUCUCUUAAUUGGGUUUGUGAUUCAGAUUCCCUUACAUAUACUAUUAAUAUAACGCCAAAUACUAAAAUUACUAAACGUCAUGUUCUUUCUGUAAUUAGUAAAAUAUUUGAUCCACUGGGUCUAGUAGGACCUUGUGUCGUUCAAGCAAAAAUCAUUAUGCAGAGACUU
Messenger RNA from Nymphalis io (European peacock), 2434 nucleotides. RefSeq lists its product as uncharacterized. The record is from RefSeq and is a predicted model, not a curated record. The coding region runs from base 70 to 1119 and encodes 349 amino acids. The transcript has 2 exons. NCBI's taxonomy places the organism in Eukaryota, Metazoa, Arthropoda, Insecta, Lepidoptera, Nymphalidae.